UCUAACAGAACCACACCUCGGGCAGGGGUUGGAGUUCCCAAGGAAAGUUUCCUCCACAGAGAGCCGGCCGGGGGGGGGAAGCCCCGGAGAAAGCCCCGCUGGGACCGGGCUGCGAGAAGGGGAAGGUGUGGCCAGCGCAGGGGACCUGAACGGUGACACACGACCCUGAGAGCUGAAGGGGAAAGUGACCUUCCCCCGCUUCCCUUGGGAUUUCCUAGCCGAGACCAACUACACCUGCUCCAUGGAGUGACUCAGAGCUGGGCCUGGGCUGCCAUUUCUCUUGGGUGUAAACCCUCCCAGUUCAAGUGGGAGUGAAGCCGGGGGCCGGAGGAGCCUUGACCACAUCUGGAAGCGGAGCGACCAGAAGGGGGGAAAAAAAGAAAAACUGGAAGCCUCUGCGAAUAUGAGUGACUUUUGGCACAAGCUUGGCUGCUGCGUAGUAGAGAAACCACAACCGAAAAAGAAAAGGAGGCGAAUUGACCGCACUAUGAUAGGGGAGCCGAUGAAUUUUGUACACCUGACGCACAUCGGAUCAGGUGAUAUGGCAGCUAACGAGGGCCUUCCCAUGACAGGCGCUGUUCAAGAGAUGAGAUCCAAAGGCGGACGGGAGAGACAAUGGAGUAGCUCCAGAGUUUUGUAGCUCUAGCAACGGAGUGUAGCAACAGAGUGUUCUAGGCUAUGUCAACAGCCCACACUUGAAUUGCCUGUUUGCCAGACCGGUGGAAAUACAAAUAUCUAGCGCUUUAUUCACUCGAUAACUUAUGCAAACUGAUCCCAAACUUCAAAUUUUUUUUUACAUGUUUUCUCAGCAUCUAAUAAGUUUUCUCUGAAAGUGCAAUGUGGGUUUUUUUUUUUUUUUAAUACUGAAAGUUCCCC
This is a messenger RNA of Terrapene triunguis (Three-toed box turtle), 876 nucleotides long. RefSeq names its product CDC42 small effector 1 (gene CDC42SE1). NCBI's taxonomy places the organism in Eukaryota, Metazoa, Chordata, Testudines, Emydidae. The transcript is spliced from 5 exons. Gene Ontology annotation, molecular function: small GTPase binding. Bases 404 to 640 code for a protein of 78 amino acids. Gene Ontology annotation, cellular component: plasma membrane. Gene Ontology annotation, biological process: regulation of Rho protein signal transduction. The record is from RefSeq and is a predicted model, not a curated record.